Ochlerotatus camptorhynchus is the source of this 840-nucleotide messenger RNA. RefSeq names its product carbonic anhydrase 2-like. The record is from RefSeq and is a predicted model, not a curated record. The transcript is spliced from 3 exons. Bases 1 to 840 code for a protein of 279 amino acids. Lineage: Eukaryota; Metazoa; Arthropoda; Insecta; Diptera; Culicidae. Gene Ontology annotation, molecular function: zinc ion binding; carbonate dehydratase activity.
AUGAAAGUGCAACUAGUGGUCUUUGUGGUGCUCGGUUUGGUGCUUUCGGUCCUUUGCGAUGAACCCGACUACUCCUACGGGAGCAGUGGCGAAGCAGAAUGGAACACUAUCAGCCCGCAGUGUAACGGAACAAUGCAGAGUCCCAUUCCGUUGUCGUCGAUGACCGCACGGCCCGGCCUCGAGAUGCAGCAGUUGGAGUUUACCAACUACCAGCUGGAUCCCACCCAGGUGAUGGUGACGAACGAUGGACACACAGCCGUCUACAGUUUCGAGUUCCCCGACGGUCAAAACUUUACCGCCCGUGGUGGUCCCCUGCAGGGAACGUUCCAAUUCGACAGCCUGCACUUCCACUGGGGUGCCUCGUCCGAUCGGGGUGCCGAACACGUGGUGGACAGACGACGAUACGCCAUGGAAAUGCAUCUGGUCUUCUUCAACCAGCAGUACGGCUCAUUAAGCAAUGCCGAAACGAUGGAAAAUGGUCUCUUUGUGUUGGGGAUCUUCCUCACCAAUAGUACCACCGAACCCAACUACGGCUGGCUUCCUGCACUGAACCAGGUUCAGACGGCUGGAACGAGCUACACCCUACCGGAUCCGACGGUGUUCAACAUUAAGCAGCUGAUUGGCGCCAGGAGAAGGCCGUACUUUUCGUACCACGGUAGCUUGACCACUCCUCCGUGCUACGAGACGGUGAGCUGGAUCGUACAGAGGAAACCGCUGCCCAUAUCGGAGGCCCAGUUGAAUACAUUCCGCUCCCUGCGUAAAGAUAAUGGAGAACCCCUGGUUGAUAACUUCCGGAUGUUGCAGGAUAUCAAUGGUCGGCAAAUUUUCUUGUACCGAUAA